AUGAUAUCAAAUCUUCCACAACCUCUUAUUCUUGCAAUUUUCCAUGAUGUUGAAACAUAUGUCCCAGGAAAGGCAGGUUCAAGAGGUGUGUUCAUUAUUGGAAGAGACAACGGAAAUUUCUUUUUUAAGUGGGCCCAAUAUUCCGAAGACAGAAUAAGACACGAACAACUGCGCGUUACAUCUUCUCCAGGUAGUACGCGCACAUCUGUUAUGUAUCGCCAUCAAAUCUACUUACAAGCAUCGCAAAUACAAAAAUUAAUUGUCACUCCGCAACCGCAUUGCAUGGAUAUGCUUAUAUCCACAUUACAUCCACCAGAAAUGUAUCAAUUUCAAUUCAAACAAAACCCUAUGGAAUCAUGUUUACAGUUUUUACAAGUUAUUGCGAUCAAUUCCGCCAUUGGUGGCGAAAAUGAUUUAUCAUCAGAUGUAUGGCGAACAAUUACACACAAUAAUGCUCAAGUUUUCCCAUCAUUUUCAUCUUUAGCACGUGUUUACAUUAUUCCAUGCGAAGAUGGUAAAUUUAAUGUUCCUUUCAUACAAGUUUCCAUAUCAAACCAAUCAGUACCAUUCGUUGACGAGAUUACCAAAGCUCAAAUCGCAACACAAUUCGGAAUAGAUGGUGCAUCUUUUACAAAUGCUCCAUUUACGAAGGCAGACUACGAUCAUAUCGUUGGCUCAUCCAUCAGUUUCAACGAUAUUCGCAUGCAAGCUUCCAGAAGAGGCAUUGAUACUGAUCUUCGACCAUUAUUAUGGCCACAGCUUCUCGGAGUGCUUCCAUUUGCCAAGGAAAUCGAAUCAGUGCUCGAUCAGCGUGUCGAUGAAUACAAAUUGGUCAAGUAUCAGUGGGAAUCAAUGUCAUCAUUCCAAUUAACUCACCGUCCUGAACUCAGAUCGGCAUAUCAGACCAUCAGGAUGGAUGUUAAGAGAACUCAUCUACCAGAAGGCUCAAAUGAACAAGCAAUUAAGCCUAUGAUGGAAAAUAUUCUCAAAACAUAUGCAAUUUGGAACUACGAUGUACGAUACACACAAGGAAUUAAUGAUGUAGUUCUUCCUUUCCUUCUUGUUUUCUACAAUUCCAAGCUUUAUACAGAUGAUCAAGUUGAAGCUCUUGGUUUUUGGUGUUUCGCAAGUUUUGCGGAGAAAAUCAACAGCUCACUCAUCGAAGGCAGCAUGGAUGGAGUCACAAACAUCGAUCUCCAGUUAGUUAUUGAGUUACUUGGCACUCACGAUCCGAAAGUUAAAGAAUGGAUUAUAAAAAGUGACAUGCAAGACAUGAAUUUUGUUGUUUCUAGUUUCAUGUUAGCAUUCAAGCGGUCACUUGACGAACCGAACCUUGAGCGUGCCUGGGAUUCAGCGAUGUGCAGUGAUUCACCACAUACAUUUAUUAUUUGUUUCUGUGCUGCAUUGAUCAUCUUUUGUUAUCCAGCUUUUUCAAGAAUCGAAAACUGCUCAACACCACAGAUUCUUCCUAUUUGCGACAAGAUAAUGAGGAGACAACCAAUAGGAAGUGUCGUUGGUGUUGCUCUGGAGAUAGAAAGUACUGCUCCAAGACCAGAAAAAAGAAUUGUUGCAAACGAAUUUUAUUCGAUGCCAAAUAUCGAAACAGACUUCUUCAACUUCAUUUCUCCUUCACUUCCUAACUUGUUCUCUUAA
Molecule: messenger RNA, 1653 nt
Organism: Trichomonas vaginalis G3
Lineage: Eukaryota; Parabasalia; Trichomonadida; Trichomonadidae
Product: regulation of vesicle fusion
Exons: 1
Coding region: 1-1653 (550 amino acids)
Biological process (GO): activation of GTPase activity
Molecular function (GO): GTPase activator activity
Source: RefSeq, a predicted model, not a curated record